Molecule: messenger RNA, 1355 nt
Organism: Lactuca sativa (garden lettuce)
Lineage: Eukaryota; Viridiplantae; Streptophyta; Magnoliopsida; Asterales; Asteraceae
Molecular function (GO): protein binding
Source: RefSeq, a predicted model, not a curated record
UGCAACAAAAAGAUCCUGGAAGUGGAACACAAACCUCAAAACAUAGGUUUGGUAUAAUCGCUUUUCCCCUUCAUCGCGCAUCUAACCCUGGAUCUGUUGACUUUUAAGGAAGUUGGACUUCAUUUGUUUUGAUCGGUCAUCCUCGCUUAGGUUCUUUCAGGUGUAGGAAUGACUAUGACAUACAUAUUGACUAGAAACGAGGAUGAUGAUGAUAAUGCAUCUAGCAGUGAGACUAUCGAGACUGAUGAUGUGGGACCUUGGUCGUACCUUAACCAUGAUGUGCUUUUAUUAGUUAUGAUGCAACUGGGGGUCAUCGAUUUUGUUGCUUUUAGUGGUGUCUGCAAGUCAUGGAGAUCAGUAGCACUCAGUAAUUGGAAAACAUUUAUGGAAUCCAAACCACCAAUGCUGGCGUUGAUCCCUCCAAAUGGUCAUGAUGAUAGGCAAUGUUGGCUAGUGGAUUCUAAAGGAAAAGAGUUCAGAACCAUAAUUCCCCAUUCUGGUGGCUGGGGAUCCGUUGGAUUAAGUUGUGGUUACAUGAUCUUGUUGAGGUGGGAAACGUACGACUUCUGGCUUGUGAAUCCAAUCACUAGGCAUGAACUUCAUUUCCCUCCUGCUCCUUGUGUGUCUGAUUUUAUAUCAAAAAUCACUUCUGUCCUUUUCUUUUCACCUUCAAUCUCUAGAUUGGUGUUUGUUAUCUUAGCCAGUAAUCAAAUAUGGUUUUCUAUAGAGAAUGAGGGAGCAUGGAAUCGUGUUUCCUCCACUUUCGACUUUACUUUUAAGGAUUUACAUGUUUUCAAGGGGAGGAUAUAUAGUGUAAGUAAUAAAGGUCAUUUUUGCGAACUCACACUCCAGCCUGAGCCCAAACUGACUUUACUGGAAACCAAGAGUCUUCUUGAUGAGGAUGUAUCUUUCCAGGAGCUUGUAAGUUGGGGUGAAAACAUUUAUGUGAGGGAAAACUUGAAGGCUUAUAAAUUAGAUUUUGGUGAAAUGGAAUGGGUGCCUUUUCAAUAUACAGGAGACGAACAUGCUUUUGCUUUCUUUAUUAGCCACUUGAGUCAUAGUGCUGCUGCUAAACCAGAGUCGUGGGGAUCUGAGCCUGGGAGAUGUUUUAUUAAUGAAGGAGGUGGAAAGGCAAGGUUCUUUAUUGCAGUUGAAUGGUAUUUUCCCCAUGAAUGUUUGAAUGUUAAUCUCUUACAAGAUGCAUGACCUUUAACCACUCUUACUUUUGUGUAUAUUUUCACAGCUAUCAUUUUCUAUUUGUUUUUCUUUUAUGUGAUGUGGUGUCCUUUACUUUGACGUGUGUUGCUAGUACUGCUUUAAUGCUUUAAUUAUCAGUUUAUGGUUUUAUCUUAUAA